AUGUACAGGCAAGUGAAAGUUCAUCAAGACGAUGUAGAUUUUCAACGCAUUCUAUGGCGUGAAAACUCGGGGGAGAAGAUUAAGCACUUGAGACUGCUCCGAGUCACCUUUGGUACGGCCUCAGCACCUCAUCUUGCAGUGCGUGCUCUUCAGCAAGUAGCCUACGAUGAAGGAGCACAGUAUCCAAACGCUGCUGAUAGGGUCCUCAAGCAUUUCUAUGUAGAUGAUUUGUUAACAGGCUGUGAAUCUGUGGAAGAAGGUAAAUUAGUAUACCAAGAGAUGAAUGAACUUUUGAAAAAAGGUGGAUUCGAAUUACAAAAAUGGAGCAGUAACAAUGAAGAAUUAAUAAGUUACAUGAAAGAAACUGAUGUCAAAGAGGAAGGAAGUCUCCAGCUGAAGAUAGAUGCUGUCAUGAAAAUUCUGGGACUCGUCUGGAAUCGCCGAAAUGACGAAUUUGAGUAUUCGGUACAACUUCCUCCACUCACAGUUCCUGUAACAAAGAGAAGUGUCAUAUCUGACAUAUCAAGGCUGUUCGAUCCACUCGGUUGGUUGGCUCCAGUGAUCAUAGUAGCCAAAAUUUUCAUCCAGAAGUUGUGGCUUUCGGGAAUCGAAUGGGAUGAUGAAGUACCACCACAAUUACUGAAGGAUUGGCUAAACUACAGAGAAAGUCUAAACCAACUUACCGAAUUCAAGCUGCCCAGAUGGAACCACGCUAGUUCCAAUGUAACUGCGGAACUUCAGGGAUUCUGCGACGCUUCUAAUGAAGCGUUUGCUGCUGUUGUGUACUUAAGGACUAUAGAUGAAGAAGGAAAUGUGCACGUGUCACUGAUCACUUCUAAAACGAAAGUGGCACCAAUUAAGCAAAUUUCUAUUCCACGUCUGGAAUUGUGUGGGGCUGUGCUACUCACUAAAUUGCUGGUUGAAGUAGCCGACGUUAUGAGUAUCAGCAAAGCGAACAUUCAUGCUUGGACUGACUCCACAGUAGUCAUCUCUUGGCUAAAUAGUCGUCCAAAUCGAUGGAAAACUUUCGUCGCUAACCGCGUAUCUGAAAUAAUAACGUCAGUAGAGCCGCACCAAUGGUCCCAUGUCUCGUCGAAAGAUAAUCCUGCAGACUGUGCGUCUAGAGGUACACGACACCUGAGCAAUGAAGAGCUCUGGAUAGAAGGUCCGUCGUGGCUGAAAAAUAAGGAGAUUAGCUAUAAAAAACCAAACAUAAAGGAUACAAACUUAGAAGAAAAAAGCACUAAAGCAUGCUUCGUGAAUACUUACGAUAAUGAUGAUGUCACAGCAGAUGCCGAAGAAACACUUAUUUCAAGGUUUUCUAAAUUGUGGAAACUGCUACGCGUUCUGGCUUUCUGUAAACGAUUUUUGAAAUGUGUUAGAAAAGAAAAGCACGUCGUGGUCAUUGCGCUGAUUUGUGGAGCGACAAUGGAACGAACUUCGUGGGAGCUGCUCGUGAGCUGA
Cydia fagiglandana is the source of this 1464-nucleotide messenger RNA. RefSeq lists its product as uncharacterized. The record is from RefSeq and is a predicted model, not a curated record. Lineage: Eukaryota; Metazoa; Arthropoda; Insecta; Lepidoptera; Tortricidae. Bases 1 to 1464 code for a protein of 487 amino acids. The transcript is spliced from 2 exons.